AUGAGUUUUCUUUUCGGAAAGAGGAAGACUCCCGCAGAGCUUCUGCGUGAAAAUAAGAGAAUGCUUGAUAAAUCAAUCCGUGAAAUAGAGAGGGAGAGGCAGGGUUUACAGACACAAGAAAAGAAACUUAUUGCAGAGAUAAAGAAAAGCGCCAAGCAAGGGCAGAUGGGAGCUGUUAAGGUCAUGGCCAAAGAUCUUAUCAGAACACGACACCAGAUCGAAAAGUUCUAUAAACUGAAAUCUCAACUUCAAGGUGUUUCACUCAGAAUUCAGACGUUGAAGUCGACACAAGCAAUGGGGGAGGCCAUGAAAGGCGUCACCAAGGCAAUGGGACAGAUGAAUAGGCAGAUGAACCUGCCGUCACUUCAGAAGAUAAUGCAAGAAUUCGAGAGGCAGAACGAGAAGAUGGAGCUGACCAGUGAGGUUAUGGCUGAUGCCAUUGAUGAUGCUUUGGAAGGAGAUGAGGAAGAAGAAGAGACUGAAGAAUUGGUCAAUCAGGUUCUUGAUGAGAUUGGCAUUGAUAUCAACUCUGAGCUUGUCAAUGCACCUUCAUCGGCUGUAUCUGCCCCAGCUGCAAAGAAUAAGGUUCCACAAGCCGAGGCAACGGGAAAUGAUGACGGUGGAAUAGAUAGUGACCUCCAGGCCAGGUUAGACAAUCUGAGGAAGAUGUGA
This is a messenger RNA of Striga hermonthica, 672 nucleotides long. Lineage: Eukaryota; Viridiplantae; Streptophyta; Magnoliopsida; Lamiales; Orobanchaceae. The record is from the annotation of a GenBank genome assembly.